Messenger RNA from Tigriopus californicus, 1705 nucleotides. RefSeq names its product kynurenine/alpha-aminoadipate aminotransferase, mitochondrial-like. Gene Ontology annotation, molecular function: L-kynurenine:2-oxoglutarate transaminase activity; pyridoxal phosphate binding. The transcript has a single exon. Lineage: Eukaryota; Metazoa; Arthropoda; Copepoda; Harpacticoida; Harpacticidae. The record is from RefSeq and is a predicted model, not a curated record. Bases 370 to 1632 code for a protein of 420 amino acids. Gene Ontology annotation, biological process: biosynthetic process.
AGACACAUUAGCUCAUAGAACUUGCAGGAUUAUAGACUUGUUGAAUCAGCCCUAUUAAUCAUUAUUCGAUACUUUUUAAUGGUAGCCAUCCAAUGUCUUCCUUGAGUGUGGCGUGCAUCCCAAGAAGAAUCUUAUCGCCAAGAUUUCUAGUGUUUCUAUAUUUGAUGACGAUUUGAUCCCAGCCUUUGGUACUAUGGGCUCCUAUCUCAAAGCCGAACCACUCGUAAAUCGCCAUGAGAGAUUCAAUGAGGACUUUGAUCACGGAAACCUGCAUAUAAAACUCGUUUGAAGCUGUUAUCUCGUCAGUGUCUUCAGAGUUCCAUCCAGAAAGUGACACUGUUCGUCUUGACCAAAACUCCUACUGCAAACAUGAAUUAUGCUCGCUUUAUCAAUCAAAUCUCUGCCCGACGUCAACCCUCCAUCAUCCGAGAGAUCACCAAGAUGCUGGCCAAUGCCCCGCCCACCAUGAUUCCUCUCUCCGGUGGACUGCCCAAUCCAGCCAUGUUCCCCUUCAUGGAAGCCUCGUUCAAACUCAAUGACGGAUCUCAAUUCAGUCUCAAGGGCAACGACAUGAAACAAGCCUUGCAAUACAUUUCCACCAACGGUCUGGAGAGCCUGGUCCAUCAAUUGAAGCUCGUCCAGGAGACCGUUCACAACUUGCCAGGGGAUUUUUGGUCCAACCGUGACUUGAUCGUCACUCAUGGGAGCCAAGAUGGAUUGGCCAAAGCUUUUGAAAUGACCAUGAAUCAAGGAGAAGGGAUCAUUGUGGAGGAGUUCAUCUACUCGGGUACUUUGGCCAUUCUGAGUCCAUACCAACCGGAUUUGAUGGUGAUCAAGAACGACAAGGACGGCAUGAUUCCUUCUGAUUUGCGAGAGAAACUCGCCCAAGCCAAGACCAUUCCCAAACUGAUCUAUCUCAAUCCCACGGGAGCCAACCCGACUGGUUACAAUUUGACGGCGGAACGGAGACGAGAGAUCUACCAGAUUUGUUCCAAAUAUGACAUCCUCAUCUUUGAAGAUGAUCCCUACUACUUUCUCCAGUUUGGCGAGAGCCGGAUUCCGAGUUUCCUCUCCAUGGACACCGACGGUCGGGUUCUUCGAUUCGACAGUUUUUCCAAGAUACUCAGUUCGGGCAUCCGAUUGGGCUUUUUGAGUGGUCCCAGACCGCUCAUGAAUCGGAUCGUCCUUCACAUGCAAUCGUCGUUGAUCCAUGCGUCUUCUCUGUCGCAAGUGAUCACCAACGAGCUUUUCAAGCAAUGGGGCACACAAGGGUUUCUGGACCACGUCCAUAAAGUGGAACAGUUCUAUCGGCAGCGACGGGAUUGCAUGAGUCAAGCCGCGGAUAAGCAUCUGGCUGGCCUGUGCGAAUGGAGCAUUCCCGAGGGAGGGAUGUUCCUGUGGAUCAAGGUUCAUGGGGUGGAGGACACUUGGGAUAUGAUCCUAGAACACGCUUUCAAAAAGGAGGUCAGUCUGUUGCCCGGUAAGCCGUUCAUGGCCGAACCCAAUAAACCUUGUUCCUAUCUCCGAGCGGCUUUCUCUUUGGCCUCGGAAAAGGACAUUGAUUUAGGGUUUCAGCGUUUGGCUGAGGUCAUUCGAGAGGAGCACGAACGCCAAAGCAUAAAGAAGAAAUGAUCACUACAAUAUGAUGAACUAAAAACGUAUAGUGGGAUAAAUGAUGAAUAUAUGUCAACAUACGUAGACAGAA